This is a messenger RNA of Gryllus bimaculatus (two-spotted cricket), 4774 nucleotides long. The record is from the annotation of a GenBank genome assembly. Lineage: Eukaryota; Metazoa; Arthropoda; Insecta; Orthoptera; Gryllidae.
UGUGCACUCACGCCUAAAAUAUGGAAUAAUAUUCUGGGGAAAUGCCCCUGAGAGCACUCGCACAUUUAUUAUCCAAAAAAAAUAUUGUGAACAAUGACCAGCACACAAAUACUUGUUACUUAUUUACUUAAUCUUAUUUUUUGUCAGAAGUAAUCAGCUAAAGAAACAAACAAACAAACAAAAAACACACACACAACCAACAACAAACACUUUUUGACAUAGAGACACAUAUUUGUAACAUAAAAAGUAAGAAACACAAGUGUUUAUAUCAUGGGAUCCAACAUAACGGUUUAAUAUAGAAAAGAUUGCAAAAUGUCUGUUCGGUAAUGACAUCACCAGGAGAACAUAGUCCAAGAAAACUCACAUUCCUUUACACUAUGAUAAAUCUUUUUUGAGACAAGAUUCUAUAUAUCUACACUCAACUCCGCCUGUGGCUGUUGGUAUUUGAGCUGAGUUAUUUGAUGCACCUGAGGGUGUGCUGAACAGCAUUGGGACAAUGGCCACUGCCAGUCCCAUGCUCACAUGGAGGAUGAUCUAUCUACUUCAAGUACAGCAUUUCUUCCACUUACGUUUGCUAUGAUCUCUUCUGUUUUUAACUCCCACAUUAUUAGGUUUCAAGGACUAUGGAGUCAUUUAAUUUUCUUUUCUUCUCUUUCCUCCUACUUAAUUCUUUUUAUUUCUUUCCUCCCCUCUGCUGUUUUACUUUAUUUUUCUCUUCAUUAUCCCAAGGCUGUAGGUGUGAUUCUUGAACCAAAGUGAAGGGAGAUGUCUGGUAGUGAAGGCAGACCUAAGGAGAUGUCCUGUAUAAAACAUGCUCAGAAGAAGAGAGGGGGCAGCACAUACUGAACUAGCUCUGAUCCAUGCUCAUAACAUGGCCAGUGAGAAGAAUUAUAUUUACUGGCAAGCCUCAAAGAAUUACAUAGAUGGAUUACGAAUUCAGACCCAGCAAGAAAAAGGAAAAAUACACUAAGAUUGUGGAAGUACUAAAAAUAGCUUCUUGGAAUGUAAGAGUGUUAUCUUUCAAAGAACAACAACUCUUAAACGAAAGGCCAAGAAUGAAAAUUAAUAUUGCUAUAAUGAUAGAAACAAAUAAGAAACUGAAAGAAACAAGUAAUUUAGACACGAUGGUCAGAUUUUAAAAGCACUUAAGUGUUUUGAAUGAUUUUACAGGAGUGCAUCAACAGAACUUGGAAGACAAUCUAUUUGUUUGGCUCCUUAUUUGUGAGAAUAAGCUUGCAAGCUUUCAACACAUGUUAAGCAGUUGUUUAAUGAUUCUGAAUGCAUUUAAAUAUGAUUUUUCACGAAAAUAAGACUUACAAGAUUUUAAAAUCUGACCAUCUGAGGUAAAAAAUACACAAAGAGCUGAAAAAUGAGUAGCCAUUACAAUCAACCUGAAGUGUUCACAAAUUGUAGCCCAUUAUAAUUGUAUUAAUGAAAGAAUAAUAGUGCUAAGAUUCCAAACACAAAGAGGACACUUAACAGUUAUUGGGGACAUGCCCCAGAAGUGGAUUAAACGAGAAAACAUGACUUUUAUGAAACAUUACCAAUAGUACUUAACAAGACAUGCACAUGCAACAAUCUCAUAAUUGCAAUAGAUUUGAAUGCUAGAGUGGGUAACCAACUAGUCAAAGAUGUCUUGGGAUGCUUUGAAGAAUCUUAUGUAAAUGAAAAUAGAAAAAAUCUGAUAUUAUUUGCCAGUUUUUACAGCCUGAAAAUUACAAAUAGAUUCUUUAGAAGAAAAGAAAUACACCAAUUCACCUGGAGAGAAAAAACUAGAUCAUUGAUUAUAUAAUUACAAACCAAAACUUCACAAAUCAAGUAAGCAAUAUAAGAGUCUGUUGAGGAUGUGACCUAUCUUCUGAUCACUUUCUGGUAAUGUUGCAUAUCAUCCUUCUGGCAAGAUGGGUGACUUCAGGAAAUUAUCCACGUGACAUCGGGGAAGUCCCCUCUCUGGUUCCCUUACUCCAACUUCCUCACAGAGAUCUCUUUGACCAUGCUCGCCAGUGUUCGCCAGAGCGUGUAUUGGUGUCGCUCCCACGCAGUGUGACAUCUGGACAGCAGAUUGGUCCUGGAGUAACCCGAAAAGAUCCGGGUCUGUGACGUUAUGUUGGGUUGUUAUUCCAGCCAGUUCUAAAGUGCACGGUGCAUCACAUGUUGGUUAAUCAUAUCAAAUCAUACUUGUGCGCCGGGCGGCAUUGCCCGAUUUCUGGUGUGCGGUGGUCCCGUGACCGACGAAACGUUGAUUGUAUCCGAAUCUGAAGAAGAGUUCAUUACCUUCAGUGGACUAAGACACUCCUAAUAAGACUAAAAGCCAGUAAUUUCCUCUUGUGAUGCUUCAAAAUUCGAAAAUGAAAUUUUUACCGCUUUAUAUUACUAUUCUAGUUCCUGUGACAUUAUGUCAGCUUAUAAGCAUCCCGUUGCACCGCAUGAAAUCAACCCGCCAAUUAAUGGCAGAAGUUGGAACAGAUUUAUCCGAUCUUGAAUAUUUUUUGAAGUCUAAACCAAAACCCCAUCGAACAAAUGAUUCAGUCGCUCUUUUUAAAUACAUGGAUAGUGAAUUUUAUGGAAUUGCCCAAUUUGGACAUCCUGGGCAACCUUUCAAAAUGGUGUUUGACACUACUUGGGGGAACACAUGGAUACCUUCUUCAAAAUGUUCCUGGCUCAGCCCACCAUGCUUACUACAUAGAAAAUAUAACUCAAAGGCAUCCUCAACAUAUUACCCAAAUGGAACAACAUUUAAAAUUGAUUUUGGUAAUACAGGAAUUUUAAAAGGCUUUUUAUCAACAGAUGUAUUCAAUAUUGCACAUACUACAGUAGAAAACAUAACAUUUGCUGAAGCAGUGAACAUACCUAUGACCUUUGCUAUGAAUAAAGCAGACGGUGUUUUAGGUCUGGGAUUUAGUAGCAUAUCAGUUGAUGGUGUAACUCCAAUAUUCUACAGUUUACUACAACAACGAGCUAUUGCUCAACCUGUUUUCUCAUUUUAUUUUAAUAGAGAUCACACUUCUGAAAGAGGUGGUAAUCUAAUAUUGGGAGGAUCAGAAGCUAAACACUACAAUGGAUCCUUUACAUACUUUACAGUUACCGAGAGGGGAUAUUGGAAAAUUAAAAUGGAUCGCAUGGAGGUAGAUACAGGAAAGAAAACUGUGGGUGAGUGUGUAUCUGGUUGUGAUGUAAUAUUGGACACUAGUACUAUUACAAUACGUGUUCCUAAUGAAACUGCAAAAAAAUUAAAUGAUUUAUUUGAUGCAACAAGUGAAUGGCUCGGUCGUACCCGGGUUCCCUGCAAUUUAAUUCAAAAGUUUCCUCCACUAUCUUUUGUAUUCGCAGAAAAAUAUUUCAUUGUUGAAUCACAUGUUUACAUUCAAAAGGUGAAUGUACUUGGAGUAACAUUUUGUCUAUCUCCAUUUGUUGCUUGGGACUACAAUUCAACUCGUGAAACAUGGGUUAUUGGAGGUGCUUUUAUGAGUCAGUACUACACUGAAUUUGAUUUAGGAAAAAAUCGUGUUGGAUUUGCUCUUGCAAGAUAAAUAAAAAUUUGCUACUUGAUAAUUUGUUCUUCAUGAUGUGUUUUGUAUACUUUUUAUUAUAUAAUAUACCAUAUUAUUUUUGAAUUUGCCCUUGAUUGUAUACACUAUUUGUAGGUAUUGAAAGAAUCAUGUACAUUGGUACUUGAAAUAAAUAAGAUGGUAGAGUGAAAGAGAUUCUACUCUUUUUUAAUGUAUAAAUCAAACUAUGUUUAAAACUUCUAAUACAGAAAGGUUAAUAUUUAGCUGUUGCCUUCAAUACUAAAGAAAAAUAAUCUUAAAAUAUCACAGUCGGAAAUUGGGGGAUCGUCUUAUAUUCGUAAAUUAUGCCUACUCGAUUAGACUUUAUAUUUUUAUACUGCCUUUUGAUGUUCCAAAAUACGUAAAUGUUGAAGAAGCAUCAGCUGUGAAGACUAAAUAUAUUGCACAUAUCUGUAAUAAGUAAUUAUUUGUAUUCUCUGCAUCUAACACGAAUUUGCUGGUCAAUUAAGACCGAUAUUUUUGAAUGAGACAUUAAUGAGAGAUUCUUAAAAAAAAAAUGGCAUUGUAUCAAAUGAAGCGUAAAGUAAAAAUGAAUGCACAGAUUUUGUUACACAAUGAAGUUACAAGGAGGCCGCGUGGAAUUUCAGUUCAAUGCCCUUCGGGUGCAAAUCAGCAAGAGAAAAAAAAAUCACAUUAAUAGACAUAUGCAUUUUACAUAAAACCACUGAAAAAGGGCUAUAAAGAAAAAUUUUCUUAGUAAAAACUACCCAAAACUGGAAAAUUUGUCACUAUUUCCCAUCCAUACUAUUACCUGCAAAACAGAAUCAGACUUGUACUAGUUCGGUGUUCACUACUUGAUCACAUAAAUAUUAAAUAAUACUAAUUUCAAAUUCUCGUAUAUUGCCCAUCAACAAAAGUGGGGCAGAUAGAAAAUCCAGUGACACUGAGGGAAUGUUCGUAGGUGGCGUUAGAUGAAAGACUGAACAACGCAAAAUCAGCACACAACAUUCAGAGGCACCUAAAAAGUCACGAGAAUAUCACAGCACGAAUGGAAAAUCAAAAAGAAAGAAACAUUGACAUGUGAAGAUGAUUAGGGUAGUGACAAAAAACAUGAUUAUGAUGAUUUUAAGGAAAAAGAAAAUGAUAGUUCAUGCAAUAAGUCUAACAUCCUCAUCAACAAGUCAAUUUUAUAGUCAGUGAAACAAUUUGCAAUUUUAAAUUGACUAAAUAGAAAGAAUUAGUCGAAAAUUUAAAAAAAGUUCUCA